AUGGCCCCCUCCGUGAAAGCCUGCAAAGAGCAGGUUGUUGACGAGCUGCCAAAGCGCUUCAAGCGCUUCAAAUUUGGGAUCCAAUCAGGCCAAGACAUUGUCAACCAAAGCGUCCUUGAAAUAUCAGACUCUAUGCUGUACGAUGUCGAGAACAACCGAGCACCGUAUCCCCAUGGGCCUCUCGACUCUCGCUUGGACUGUGGGCGCGUCUUGCUGAUGGAGUCCGAUCGACGAACGUUUCUGAAGGAGCUCCGAAAACCGGGAAUCGACAAUCUUCGAAAAACACAGAUAUGCAAGAAGGUCAACGAGAUCUGCAAGAAGUGCAAGGAAUGUCCAUAUUGCCAAUCUCUGAACGGAUCAAUCAAGAAAAUUGGCCCUCUGAAGGUUGCCCACGACCGAUUUGCAGCGUUCAACAAAUCAACGGCAGCCAAGAAAAUACCCCCAGCAAGAAAGAGGGAAUUUGAACAUUCAUUUUCGGAAGCCAGGAAGAGAAUACCAGACUUGGAAAAGCAUCUGCACCGAGCUCUUGAGGACCUUGACCCUCUGCAUGUGCUGAACCUUUUCAAGAAGAUCAGUCCAAGUGACUGUGAACUUCUUGGUCUGGAUCCCCUGGACGGCCGACCGGAGAUGUUCAUUUGGCAGUAUCUACCAGCGCCACCCGUCUGCAUCCGCCCAUCGGUUCAACAACAAAGCUCCAGCACAGAAGACGACCUGACGACCAAGCUGGCCGAGAUUGUUCAGGUUUGCGGGUUGAUCCGCACUGCGCUGGUCAAAGGUGCCCCUAUCACUACUCUGAUGGAGCAGUGGGAGUUCUUGCAAUUUCAGCUGGCGAUGUACAUCAACAGCGAGCUUCCAGGGCUUACUGCAGCCCGUCAUGGCAAGCCCAUCCGAGGAUUCUCGCAGCGGCUCAAAGGAAAACAGGGUCGGUUUCGAGGAAACUUGUCCGGCAAACGAGUCGACUUUUCUGGGCGCACAGUCAUCUCGCCCGACCCCAAUCUGGCUAUCAACGAGGUUGCUGUUCCGGUGCUUGUUGCAAAGAAUCUGUCGUAUCCCGAAAGAGUCAACCACAUCAAUAUCCGAAAACUUCGGAAUUUGGUUCUUAAUGGUCCGACACAAUGGCCGGGAGCGAAGUCUAUCCUGAAAAAGGAUGAUGGAGGAUAUAAGCUGGAUCUGAACUUUGGAAACAAAGAACAAUUUGCAAAGGAUCUCCGGGUUGGGGACACGGUGGAGCGACAUCUCGAGGAUGGCGACAUUGUUCUCUUCAAUCGCCAGCCGUCUCUUCACAAGCUCAGUAUCAUGUCGCAUCUGGUCAAAGUCCGGCCUUGGAGGACAUUCCGGUUAAAUGAGUGCGUGUGCGGGCCAUACAAUGCAGAUUUCGAUGGUGAUGAGAUGAAUCUUCACGUCCCUCAAACUGAAGAGGCCAGAGCUGAAGCACUGACUCUGAUGGGAGUGAAGCACAAUCUGGCAACUCCAAAAAACGGAGAGCCCAUCAUUGCAGCCACGCAGGAUUUUAUCACGGCCGCCUAUCUUAUCAGCAGCAAGGAUCGGUUCUUCACCCGGCACACCUUUGCCUACAUGUGUGCGCACAUGACUGGCUCGUCGGAGCAGCUUGAUAUACCGCCUCCUGCAAUUCUAAAACCACAGGCACUCUGGACAGGGAAACAGGUCUUCAAUAUAAUGAUGCGUCCGAACAAAUCGUCCAAAGUGUUGGUCAACCUCGAUGCUAAAUGCAAGGCUUACAAGAGACGUCCUGGUGAAGCCCCUGACAUGGAUCCAGAGGACAACUUUCUGGUGGUCCGCAAUUCAGAGGUCAUGUGCGGGCGAAUGGACAAAUCAACUGUUGGCUCUGGAAAGAAGGAUUCGGUGUUUUACGUCAUCCUGCGUGACUACGGUCCAGAUGAGGCCGUCACGGCUAUGAAUCGACUCGCAAGGCUCUGUGCACGUUUCAUGGGCAAUUUCGGGUUAUCAAUCGGUGUUUUUGACGUGUUUCCGCUCACUACCCUUCGAGAAAAGAUCAAAAUUCUUGUUCGGGAAGCCAAUUUGAAAUGUGAUGAACUUAUCCACAAGUUCAACACUGGCAAGCUAGAAAAGUCUGCAGGCUGUAACCUGGACCAAACAUUGGAAAACUCGAUUUCUGGUGUUCUGAGCAAAGUUCGAUCUGCGGCCGGUGACCUCUGUCUGGAGACGCUCAGCAAACACAACGCACCGCUUACCAUGGCCACAUCCGGAUCCAAGGGUCUGGCCAUUAACGUUGCGCAAAUGGUGGCCGUCGUCGGACAGCAGAUCAUUGGUGGCCAGCGUGUGCCCAAUGGCUUCCAAGACCGGAGUCUCCCACAUUUUCCCAAAAAUGUGCGCAAUCCGGCCUCGAAGGGUUUCGUGCAGAACAGCUUCUACUCGGGUCUCCUGCCUACGGAGUUUCUGUUUCACGCAAUCUCGGGUCGAGAGGGCCUGGUCGAUACGGCCGUGAAGACGGCAGAGACGGGAUACAUGUCCAGAAGAUUGAUGAAAUCACUGGAGGACUUGUCUACGCAGUACGACAACACGGUCCGGACAUCUUCUGGCGAUGUUGUGCAGUUUCAGUUUGGCUCUGACGGACUGGACCCGGUGGACAUGGAAGGAUCUGCCGUGCCGGUCAAUUUCGAGCGGAGUUGGACGCAUGCAGAGAGCAUCACUUGGAGCAAUGCGGAGCCUUCGCUAGAUCCAGACACAAUCAUGGCCGUGUGCGACUCCCUACUGGCAGACGAGCGAGCCAAGUACAUUCGGCGGCAUCUGGUCACUGAUGCGUUGUUGGAUUACAACGACCAGUCGGAUGCCAGUCUCGAUCUGCAAGAGGGUGCUCGCAAGUUUCUCGACGAUGUACGCCAGUUUGUGCAAAAACGUGCAGACAGACUCACCAAUGCAAAAGAGCGUCUGGUCGAGACGUUCGAUGCCUCACUCGCAUCGCACCGCUCCUAUAUCGACAAAACAGCAAAAGUGUCAGAAAAGACGCUGAGGGCGUUUGUGGUCAUGUGCCUGGACAAAUUCCGCAAAGCCCACGUCGAGCCUGGCCAUGCAGUUGGUGCCGUUGGUGCGCAGUCUAUCGGCGAGCCCGGAACGCAGAUGACGCUGAAGACGUUCCAUUUCGCCGGUGUGGCUGGCAUGAGCAUUACUGAAGGUGUGCCACGUAUCAAAGAGAUCAUCAACGCAUCCAAGAAAAUCAACACGCCGAUCAUCACGUGUCCGCUCCAGAACCCUCGUCAGAUCGAAGCAGCGCACAUUGUCAAGGGGCGCAUCGAAAAGACUUACAUCUCGGACGUCCUGAGUUAUGUCGAAGAAGAAUGGGACGGCAACGAAGGCAGAAUCAUUAUGAAGGUGGACCAGCAGGCAUUGAAUGACCUGCAACUGGGAGUCGGUCUUCAUGAUAUUGCACUGUCUGUUUGCAAGCAGAAGAAGCUAAAGAUCGAUGAGAACCUCGUGUUUGCCGACACUUUCGCAAGCACGAUCACGAUCAUUGUUCGCAACGGCGGGGCAGAUUAUGGGUCAAGGCGUUCUGCUGCAACCAAGGCAAAGGCCAGUGCGGACAACCAAGACCUGCUGUUUCGCGUCAACUUCCUUCGCCGCCAGCUGCCUGCGAUAGGAAUUUCCGGCUACCCCGACGCUGCUCGCGCGGUGAUCCAAACGGAGAAAGACGAGCACACAGUGUACGUGGAAGGAUACGGACUGCGGGAAUGCAUCAACACAGAAGGCGUCAUUGGUACCGGUGUGGUGACUAACAGCAUUAUGGAAUGUCUGGAUAUUCUCGGCAUCGAAGCGGCCAGGAAGUCGAUCGCCGUGGAAAUCAAGAACGUGAUGCGCGACAUGAACAUUGAUCCGCGGCACAUGGAGCUUCUCGCUGACGUCAUGACGUACAAAGGCCAAGUGCUUGGCAUCACGCGCUUUGGUUUGGCCAAAAUGCGGGACAGUGUUCUGCAGCUCGCCUCAUUUGAGAAGACGCCUGACCAUCUGUUCGAUGCGGUUGCCGGACUGAAGGAGGAUCCCAUUCAAGGUGUCAGCGAGUCGGUCAUUAUGGGACAAUCGAUGAGCGUUGGUACUGGAGGAUUUGGUAUGAUCCGGCGUCUAGGAUUGCAGCCAGAUGAUUUUGCACCGCAGCAAACGGUUUUCGAGGAUGCAUGGAAUGCGACCAUGAAGAAGUAG
Molecule: messenger RNA, 4173 nt
Organism: Grosmannia clavigera kw1407
Lineage: Eukaryota; Fungi; Ascomycota; Sordariomycetes; Ophiostomatales; Ophiostomataceae
Product: DNA-directed RNA polymerase 3 largest
Exons: 3
Coding region: 1-4173 (1390 amino acids)
Biological process (GO): DNA-templated transcription
Molecular function (GO): DNA binding; DNA-directed RNA polymerase activity
Source: RefSeq, a predicted model, not a curated record